CAGCGCUCUGGGCUGCUUCCCACUGAGUCGGGAUUCGGGGGGCGUUUCAGUUUUAGUCGCCGCCUGCUGCUGCUACUUGGUGUCGGUCAUUUGGUCUCUCUGCUGCAGCAGCCAUGGUGAAAGUGUCUUUUAACUCGGCCUUGGCGCAGAAAAGCGAUGCCAAGAAGGGCGAAGAAGAAGAAGAAGAGUCGAAGGAGAGCGGCGGCGGCGGCAGCCACCAAGUGCUGAUCUUGCCCACCGAUGCGAAGGAUCUAGAAGGAGUGGUGCCUAUCGGACAGAGGAGAGCUUGGUGUUGGUGUAUGUGCUUUGGAUUAGCUUUUAUGCUUGCUGUUGUGAUCCUUGGGGGUGCCUAUCUGUACAAGUAUUUUGCUUUCCAGGAAAGUGGUGUUUACUUUUGUGGAAUAAAAUAUAUUGAGGAUGGCUUAACUUUGACUGAGUCCGAUGAAGAUGCUCCAGCUCCUCGUUAUCAGAUAAUUGAAGAAAACAUCCAGAUCCUCAAGGAGGAAGAUGUUGAGUUGAUCAGUGUGCCUGUACCAGAAUUUGGAGACAGCGAUCCAGCAAAUAUCGUUCACGAUUUUGACAGGGGUUUUACAGCAUACCUCGACCUUAGCCUGGAUAAGUGCUACGUCAUUCCUCUAAACAGAUCAAUCGUUAUGCCCCCUAAAAACUUCUUGGAGUUGAUGAUCAACAUGAGGGCUGGAGCGUACUUGCCUCAGUCAUAUUUGAUUCACGAGGAGAUGAUUGUUACUGAUCGCAUAGAGAAUGUGGAUCAGUUGGGCUUCUUUAUUUAUCGCCUAUGUCAUGGCAAGGAAACCUACAAAUUGCAGCGCAAAGAAACCCUGAAAGGAAUUCAGAAGCGUGAAGCAAAUAACUGCAGAAAAAUUCGACACUUUGAGAAUAGAUUUGCUGUGGAAACACUCAUUUGUGAACAAUAAUAAGGAAUAUUGUUGUGAAAGAAGACUGAUGAAACACAUUGACCCAAUCCUUUAUAUGUUGUGCAGGGACUUUUAAUUUUAAAUCAUUUAUAUAAGUAGUGGACCAGGCUCUGUAGCUGAACUUCAACAUUUUAAUCUCACUAUACACCUUAUAAUACUUUUUAGUGUGUUCAUAUUUUGAAGCAUGGUGUCCUCUUUUUGUAUGUUUAAAUAGCAUCUGUAUAAAAUCUUAGUCAUUAGUGCAUUUCAUGUUAGCAUUAACACCUGCUAACUGGGCAAAGAGGCACCUUUUAAAAGGGGUUGCUCUCUUGUAUGUAGCAAAGGAAGACCAACUGUCCUUAUUCUACCCCACACGGUGUGUCCCUCCAAGUAGCUGUUGCUGGUGCAUCCCUUGUGUUUCUUAGAUUGUGAGCCCCUUUUGGACAAAGGACCAUCUUCUCUAUAAAGCAAAACUUAAUACAUGUAUUGAACUUAAAAGAAAAAUCAGGAGAUCAAUGAUGUCUCAUAUCUUCUAGUAAAAUUGGGUGGAAAAACAACAAACACGUACAAAUGGACUACAACAUGAUAUUUUUAACAGCAUAUUUACUAGUGAUGUGUGAUUGAUUACAGCAUAUUGGAAAAAUAAUUUAUAAAAUAAAAUUCAGUUUCUUGCAGUUUUAAAAAAAAUGCAGUUGCACAAGAUUGAUUUCCAGCUUGUUGUUCUGAUGUGUCUGCUGUAACAAAAUUAAAUAGUAACUUAAUGUUACUAACAUGUAUAUAAGCUAUGUAUGUACAAUGAAAAAUAAAUAUUACAAACCUGUUUGUCUAAAA
Molecule: messenger RNA, 1745 nt
Organism: Hemicordylus capensis (graceful crag lizard)
Lineage: Eukaryota; Metazoa; Chordata; Lepidosauria; Squamata; Cordylidae
Gene: ITM2B
Product: integral membrane protein 2B
Exons: 6
Coding region: 114-935 (273 amino acids)
Biological process (GO): negative regulation of amyloid precursor protein biosynthetic process
Cellular component (GO): plasma membrane; extracellular exosome; Golgi apparatus
Molecular function (GO): amyloid-beta binding
Source: RefSeq, a predicted model, not a curated record